Castor canadensis (American beaver) is the source of this 1386-nucleotide messenger RNA. The record is from RefSeq and is a predicted model, not a curated record. Lineage: Eukaryota; Metazoa; Chordata; Mammalia; Rodentia; Castoridae.
AUGGACACAGGCACACCCACAGAAGGUGUCUGCUUCUGGUCAACACAUGUUCAAAAUAGAACAUUUCCUUGGACUUAUACCAAUGAAAAGGUACCUUUUGCUCUUGGGAAUUCAGAACCAGUAAAUAGUUUUGAAGGGCUGGUAAAAACAGAUUUUUCAAGCCUAGCAAGUCAAAACAACAUGACCUCUGAUCCCAAGAAUGGAAAUCUGAUCCUGUUACUCAGUGACUUUUACUAUGGACAACAUCGAGGAGAUGGGCAGCCAGAACAGAAGACUUACACAACCUUUAAAUGCGUCAGCUGCUUCAAAGUUCUAAAAAAUGUUAAAUUUAUGAAUCACAUGAAGCAUCAUUUGGAACUUGAGAAGCAGAGGAGUGACAGCUGGGAAAACCACACCACCUGCCAGCACUGCCACCGGCAGUUUCCCACUCCCUUCCAGCUGCAGUGUCACAUUGACAGUGUGCACACACUACCCGAGCCCUCUGCUGUCUGCAAAAUCUGUGAGUUGUCAUUCGAAACAGAUCAGCUUUCCUUACAACACAUGAAGGACAACCAUAAGCUGGGGGAGAUGCCCUAUGUGUGCCAGGUUUGCAAUUUCGUCAUCAGGUCAUCAGCAUUUGCUGAUGUGGAAACACAUUUUAGAACAUUCCAUGAAAACACCAACAAGUUGCUUUGUCUAUUUUGUCUCAAAAUUUUCAAAACUUCAAAGUCAUACAUGAAUCAUUGUUGGAGGCACUGGAGCAAGAAGAGUGCCUUUCCAUGUUCCAAGUGUUGGCUACAGUUUUCGAGUUUGAAGGAGGAAACAGAACACAAAACAAAGAGUCAUCAAAUAUUUAAAAAGCCAGAGCCCCUGGAAGGAUUGCCUCCUGAAGCAAAGGUUGUUGUUCAAACCUCAGUUCAUUCAACAAGAGGCAUAGCAUCCAUUGUUUUGAGCAACACUGACCCUUGCCUGUCACCUGUGAAAACUAAAAAGAGGAAGAACCCAGAGGACGUGCGCUCGGAGAGCCUCGCGGCCAAUCAGAUCGCAGCGCCUGCAGACGUGCGACGGACCGCCUCCCACCUAACAGCCAAUCACAGGCCGUCCUGGGCGCGCGGGCGGAGGCGGCGAUGGCUUUGCCGGCUCUGCAUGGCCGGGGCUGGGGAGGGGAUCGUAGCCUUGGGCUUUGCCCCUGGAAUGCUUUUAGGCCCAUGCUUCUCCGGUAGCACCGGGAUGCCACUGGCCGCGGGUAAGGACGGGGACAUGGCGCAGCUCGAGCGACCGAGGCCCGUUCAGUGCCGCGGCCUUCCGAAAGGGGUGUCUGUCUUGGCGGUGGCCGGCGGGUCCCACGCCUCCUCGCACGUCCCCUUCCCUACCUCCGACAUGCGACGCUGUGACCACCCCCGCUAA